This is a messenger RNA of Lineus longissimus, 1311 nucleotides long. RefSeq names its product galactosylgalactosylxylosylprotein 3-beta-glucuronosyltransferase 3-like. The record is from RefSeq and is a predicted model, not a curated record. The transcript has 6 exons. Lineage: Eukaryota; Metazoa; Nemertea; Pilidiophora; Heteronemertea; Lineidae. Gene Ontology annotation, molecular function: galactosylgalactosylxylosylprotein 3-beta-glucuronosyltransferase activity. The coding region runs from base 95 to 1045 and encodes 316 amino acids. Gene Ontology annotation, cellular component: Golgi membrane. Gene Ontology annotation, biological process: carbohydrate metabolic process; chondroitin sulfate proteoglycan biosynthetic process.
AGGCAUAGGCCCUAUGAACUGUAUAUCUUUAAUCCCUGUCCGAAUACGGCACAGAAUAACAAUCCUUUGCUUCAAGUGAAGGCCUACCUAUACUAUGCCUUCAAUGAAAUUUCUGUUCCGAUAUUCACGUGGUGGCCUGUAUUUGAUAUGGAUUAUCCCUUGGCUCUUCUGGCUGAGUGUGAUACACCAACAAAAUCCGCAGCAGAACCAAGAGGAGGUCAUGUUUGCUGGGGGAUUACGUAAUCACAGAUGGAAGGACGAGGAAAAAGGAUAUUUAGAUAUACCAACUAUUUACGUGAUCACCCCAACCUAUAAAAGGGCACAUCAAAAAGCCGAGCUCACUCGGUUAGCACAGACCUUACUUCAUAUCAGAAAGCUUCAUUGGAUUAUUGUCGAAGACUCGAAAUGGAAGACGCAGCUGGUCUCGAGAUUCCUGAUGAUUUCUGGCCUCUCGUACAUGCAUCUACACAUUUCUACCCCGCGAAAGUUCAGGCGAAAAAAAAAUUUGUGGCAAACGCCACGUGGUACUGAACAGAGGAACCUGGGGAUUCAAUGGCUCCGGAAGAAUCUGCAAGCAGACGAUAGAGGGGUUGUUUACUUUGCAGAUGAUGACAAUACGUACGAUAUACGUCUCUUUGACGAGAUGAGAGACACCAAUGGUGUUUCAUGCUGGCCAGCAGGCCUUCAUGGUAAAAUUCUGUAUGGAGGACCUAUCUGUAGAGAUGGCAAAGUAAUCGAUUUCCGAGCUCAUUGGAGAAGAGAUCGUCCAUUUCCAAUGGAUAUGUGCUCCUUUGCUGUGAACGUCAAGUUGCUGUUGGAGAGCCCGGAAGCUAAAUUCGAUAUCGAAGCCGAGGGAGGAUUUCAAGAAUCAUCUUUAUUGACCAAGAUCACCACCGUUGAUAAACUGGAACCCAGAGCUGCAAAUUGUACUAAGAUACUAGUGUGGCAUACAAGAACUGAGUCACCAAGUCUAAAGGAUGAGGAAAAGCUGCAGGAAGAGUUGAAACUAAAAUAUAACAACACUUUGAAAAUCCCAGAGGUAUGACGAUUGCAUUUAGAGCCAGAUGGACAAUAGACUACAUGGGCAAUAUACUGAUCGUUUCAAGUAUUCUGUCGAGAGGUGCGGCGAAUUAAACUGUCAUCAUCGUCAUUAAAAAAAAAAUCCGUUCAAACUCUUAUGCCACAGAUUAUCAUUGCGGAGUGUUUUGAGACAAAACCUAAGAUUUUAUUAGUUUCAAGCCAUUACGGCUUAAAAACAUAAAAACGUAAUCGCAUUGUGUACCAUAAUUGAACGUGCAUAAAUAAAUGUCA